Molecule: messenger RNA, 5416 nt
Organism: Hyla sarda
Lineage: Eukaryota; Metazoa; Chordata; Amphibia; Anura; Hylidae
Gene: ATP1A3
Product: ATPase Na+/K+ transporting subunit alpha 3
Exons: 23
Coding region: 196-3264 (1022 amino acids)
Biological process (GO): intracellular sodium ion homeostasis; potassium ion import across plasma membrane; proton transmembrane transport
Cellular component (GO): membrane
Molecular function (GO): P-type sodium:potassium-exchanging transporter activity; ATP hydrolysis activity; ATP binding
Source: RefSeq, a predicted model, not a curated record
CAGCCUCCCCGAGCACAGAGCUGAGUCCGCUUCAUCCUCAGCUGCCUCUACCUCUCCUCCUCUCUCUCUCUCUCUUCCCCUCUCUCUUCUCUUCUCUCUCUGUCUCCUUCCCUCCUCUCUGGGGCUCAGGUCUCUGUCCCCCCCUUCCCCUACGGAGGAUUCCGGCCACAUCUGUUCCCUGCCUGAGAUAGAGACAUGGGGUACGGCCGGUCAGAUAGUUACCGCGUGGCCACCACGCAGGAUGAGAAAGAAACCCCUCAUAAGGGUAAGCCAGGGAAGAAAGAAAUGGAUGAUCUCAAGAAAGAAGUGGCCAUGACAGAGCACAAAAUGUCAGUGGAAGAAGUGAGUCGGAAAUACAACACAGACUGCGUACAGGGGUUGACACUCAGUAAAGCAGCGGAGAUCUUGGCCAGAGAUGGUCCCAAUGCACUCACUCCCCCACCUACCACACCCGAGUGGAUCAAAUUUUGCCGUCAGCUGUUCGGUGGCUUCUCCAUCCUGCUGUGGAUUGGAGCUAUUCUCUGCUUUCUGGCAUACGGGAUCCAAGCGGGUACGGAGGAUGACCCCGCCAAUGACAAUCUGUAUCUAGGUAUUGUUUUAGCGGCAGUAGUGAUCAUCACCGGCUGCUUCUCCUACUACCAAGAGGCCAAGAGCUCAAAGAUCAUGGAAUCCUUCAAGAACAUGGUUCCCCAGCAAGCUUUAAUUAUCCGAGAAGGUGAAAAGAUGCAGCUAAAUGCUGAAGAAGUUGUGGUUGGUGAUCUAGUGGAGAUCAAAGGUGGAGACAGAGUACCGGCUGAUCUAAGGAUCAUUUCUGCCCAUGGUUGCAAAGUAGAUAACUCUUCCCUGACAGGUGAAUCUGAGCCCCAGACUAGGUCACCCGACUGCACUCAUGAUAACCCUCUCGAGACACGUAACAUCACUUUCUUCUCCACCAACUGUGUAGAAGGUACAGCCCGUGGAAUAGUCAUUGCCACUGGAGACCGAACAGUGAUGGGUCGCAUUGCCACAUUGGCUUCCGGUCUAGAGGUUGGAAAGACCCCAAUUGCCAAGGAAAUUGAGCACUUUAUCCAUCUGAUCACCGGAGUGGCGGUGUUCCUGGGAAUCACCUUCUUCAUCCUCUCUCUCAUUUUGGGAUACAGCUGGCUGGAGGCUGUCAUCUUCCUCAUCGGGAUUAUUGUGGCUAAUGUACCAGAGGGGCUUCUGGCCACUGUCACUGUAUGUCUAACACUGACCGCCAAACGCAUGGCUCGGAAGAACUGUCUGGUCAAGAAUUUGGAAGCUGUGGAGACUCUGGGAUCUACAUCAACUAUUUGCUCAGACAAGACUGGCACCCUUACACAGAACCGUAUGACUGUGGCACAUAUGUGGUUUGACAACCAGAUUCAUGAGGCCGACACCACAGAGGACCAGUCAGGUGCUUCAUUUGACAAGAGUUCUGCCACCUGGGUAGCCUUGGCUCGCGUUGCUGCCCUGUGCAACCGUGCCGUCUUCAAAGCCGGAAAUGACAACAUUCCCGUACUGAAGAGGGACGUGGCAGGUGAUGCCUCUGAAUCCGCUCUCCUGAAGUGCAUCGAGUUGUCUUGUGGCUCAGUCAAGGCUAUGAGAGAGAAGUACAAGAAAGUAGCUGAGAUUCCGUUCAACUCCACAAACAAAUAUCAGCUGUCCAUCCAUGAGACUGAAGACCCCAAUGAUAACCGCUACCUGCUUGUAAUGAAGGGGGCUCCAGAGAGGAUUCUGGAUGUCUGCUCCACUAUCUUAAUCCAGGGCAAAGAGCAACCAUUGGAUGAGGAGCUGAAAGAGGCUUUCCAAAAUGCAUACUUGGAGCUGGGAGGACUCGGAGAGAGAGUAUUGGGAUUCUGUCAUUACUAUUUCCCAGAGGAACUGCAUCCCAAGGGUUUUGCUUUCGAUACCGAAGACCUUAACUUCAGUACUGAGAACCUUUGCUUUGUAGGACUCAUGUCCAUGAUUGACCCACCCAGAGCAGCUGUACCAGACGCAGUGGGCAAAUGCAGAAGUGCGGGUAUCAAGGUAAUCAUGGUGACUGGUGAUCAUCCGAUCACAGCCAAAGCUAUUGCCAAGGGAGUGGGCAUCAUCUCGGAGGGUAAUGAGACUGUGGAGGACAUUGCAGCCAGACUCAACAUCCCCGUCUCCCAGGUUAAUCCCAGGGAUGCUAAGGCCUGUGUAAUCCAUGGUACAGACCUGAAAGACAUGAACGCCGAACAUAUGGACGAGAUCCUGCAGAACCAUACAGAGAUUGUGUUUGCCCGUACAUCCCCACAACAGAAACUCAUCAUUGUGGAAGGCUGCCAGCGCCAGGGUGCCAUUGUGGCUGUAACCGGUGAUGGUGUAAAUGACUCCCCUGCUUUGAAGAAAGCCGAUAUUGGGGUGGCUAUGGGAAUCGCAGGUUCUGAUGUCUCUAAACAAGCAGCGGACAUGAUCUUGCUGGAUGAUAAUUUCGCUUCUAUCGUCACUGGUGUGGAGGAAGGUCGCCUUAUCUUUGAUAACCUGAAGAAAUCCAUUGCCUACACCCUGACCAGUAACAUUCCUGAGAUCACCCCCUUCCUGCUCUUUAUCAUGGCCAACAUCCCUCUGCCUUUGGGCACCAUCACCAUCUUGUGCAUUGAUCUGGGCACUGACAUGGUUCCCGCCAUCUCCUUGGCCUAUGAAGCAGCUGAGAGUGACAUUAUGAAGCGGCAGCCAAGAAAUCCCCGUACAGACAAACUGGUGAAUGAAAGACUGAUCAGCAUGGCAUAUGGGCAAAUUGGUAUGAUCCAGGCUCUUGGGGGUUUCUUCGCAUACUUCGUCAUUUUGGCAGAGAAUGGUUUCUUGCCAUCACACUUAGUUGGCAUUCGGUUAAAUUGGGAUGACAGAUCCUGUAAUGACUUGGAAGACAGCUAUGGCCAACAAUGGACAUACGAACAGCGUAAGAUUGUGGAGUUCACAUGUCACACGUCCUUUUUCGUCAGUAUUGUGGUCGUACAAUGGGCCGAUGUCAUCAUCUGCAAAACCAGAAGAAACUCUGUGUUCCAGCAGGGCAUGAAGAAUAAGAUUCUCAUUUUUGGCCUAUUUGAAGAAACAGCUCUUGCAGCAUUCUUGUCUUAUUGCCCUGGGAUGGACAUCGCACUGAGAAUGUACCCAUUAAAGCCCAGCUGGUGGUUCUGUGCCUUCCCAUACAGCUUCCUCAUCUUUGUAUAUGAUGAGAUCCGAAAACUUAUCCUUAGGAGACACCCAGGAGGUUGGAUAGAAAAAGAGACUUAUUAUUAAAUUCCCAGAGAUGCAUCUCCCAGACCUGGACCCUCUCCAACCUCUGAAUUCCCCUCCCCCAACAAAGAAAAAAUAAAAAACAACAUAAAACAAAAUGAACCCCCGAAAAAAAAAAAUUAACAAAAACAGCAACAACCACCACCACCACAGGUUUUCAAGAAACGCAACGUCCGCUGUGAACCCCGCCCCCCAGCCUUCUGUUCCAGAUUCCAUUUUGGUUCUUUUUCAACUCAUUUCUCCCCCCCCUCCCCACCUUUUUUCUGUAAAAUUAUAAAUAUAUAUAUAUAUAUAUUAUAUAUAAAUAUAAAUAGAACCAGAUUUUUUUUUCUUUUUUUUUUUUCUUCCUUUUUAUUAUUUACUUUUAAUGUUAUAUUAUUAAGGAGGGGGAGAGAGAGGUUUGUAACAGAGAAAGUGACGGUAAUGGAAACGGCGAUGACGGCGAACGCUAACCCCUUCACUGCUGGCAAUUCUAGUACUGAAGGAGUGCGAAGAGCGAUUUGGGAAAGGGAAGGUGGAGAUAUAAAAAAAAAUAAAAAAUUAGGGGGGCUGCAAUAGAACUCUCUUCCUAUUAACCUCUAUGCUGCCAAAGGCGUAUGAACACAGCUCUGCGUAUAGCAGUAACGCGCUGUUUCAUAAGCUCUGGGGUUAAUCCAGGGAUUUUCGAGAGCACCAGUAAUGUGGUCACAAGAACAAUGUGUCUGGUGAAGAGCCGUAGGGUUUUAAGGGGCAUUAAUAGGUCCCUGUUACCCCCGCCCGCUCCCCUAGACUUCCGGAGAGACCAGCAGAGCAUCUCUCGUAUUGAAGUCUUAUUUGUGUAAUAAUCCCCCCUUCAUUCAACCACCCGCUUACUAUUCCUCCAUAUCUGAUGUACUCAGUCUAUAUGAGAGCGAGAGGUACAUGUAUCUGUCUGUGUAUUAGGAGGGGGUGAGAGGUACAUGUCCUGACGUCUGUGUAUUAGGAGGGAAUGAUGAGUGUGUGUCCUGAUGUCCUCGUAUUUGCAGGGUGUGAGAGAUACCGUAUAUGUCCCUGUUCUUCGUGUAUAAUAGGGCAAUGGCUGCAGACAAAAAGGACCGGGGGCCGCAGGGACUUGUCAGCUUCGAAAUCAGUAAAUAACAUAGGGUUACAGCAGCAAGACCGACAACGUAUCAGGUUGAGAGAUCACGGGAGUCGUAGGACAACGUAUCGGGUUGAGAGAUUAAAGGGGUACUCCGGCCCUAAGACAUUCUAUGACCGCGGGGGUCCUGCCGCUGGGGACCCCCGCAAUCUUGCAUUCGGCACCCACCUCUUUGAGCUGCACGCCACGCUGCCAGCUCACAAACUGCCGGGUGCAGACCAUGACUCCGCCCACGUGUGACGUCACGCCCCACCCCAGCUAUGCAAGUCUAUGGGAGGGGGCGUGACGGUAGUCACGCCCCCUCCCAUAGACUUGCAUAGCGGGGGUGGGGCGUGAUGUCACACGGGGGCAGAGCCGUGACGUCCCAAUACUCCGGCCCAGUGGUUGGCUCCCGGCAGUUUGUGAGCUGGCAGCGCAGCUCAAAGAGAUGGGUGCCGAAUGAAAGAUUGCGGGGGUACCCAGCGGUCAGACAUCUUAUUCCCUAUCCUUUGGAUAGGGGAUAAGAUGUCUUAGGGCCGGAGUACCCCUUUAAGGGAGGUAUUGGAUGUUGGGUUGAGAGAUAAAGGGAGGUAUUGGGUUUUGGGUUGAGAGACCAUGGGAGGUGUCGAGCAGUUGUCAAUGACUGGGUAAUGGAGAGGGUUCAGAUGGUGGAAGCGCAGCAGCAACAUCGUGUAUGGGAAAUGGUUUUAUUCUUGAUGGAUAGGAGAACGAGAUAUGGAGGCUAUCGAUAAAACAGACAAAGCUGGAGCGGGUGGCAAAGAAGAUUCAAUAGGCAAUAAAGAGGUGAAAGGUCAGCCAGGGAAACGGAGCAGUAGCUGGGGAGGUCCUAAAUCGGGUGGCAAGAGGGCUCCUGGUACCUCUGGUAGGUGGACGAUUGACUGCGGUUUUUGUCUCUUAUUUGUCUCCACCCCCCUCUCGCAUUAGUUUUUUGUCAGGUUGUCAACAUAUAUUUUUUUUUAUCUUGUGUUUUUCCUGCCAUUUUCUGUGAUUUACAAAAAUAAAUAAAUAAAAUAAAAAAAUACCCCAAAAAACUGCAAA